AUGUCUCCCUCGAAUUUUCCGCCUGGCCUUGACAUCCACCCGACGAGCUCUCUUGAGGGGGCAUCAUCGUUCGAGCGCCAAUUUAAUGUUGACGCGCAGGCCGACGCGAUACGAAAAUAUGGGAUCGCGGGCAGAGUUUGGGAGGCAGCGCAUGCUCUUUUUCUCUACCUGGAAAGCCCACCUGGAUGGGAGUUUGAUCCCCCGCCGUCGACGAUUGGUUUCAAGAGCUCCGAACCAGAUGUAUUGGCUCCUAGGACGAUCCUUGAACUUGGAUCUGGCACUGGUGUCAUAGCUGAUGCUCUUGCACGAGAAUGUUCUCGGCCUGCCCAAGAUAUCGUGAUCGCCACCGAUCUACCCGAAGUCUGUGAAUUACUCGAAGCCAACCUGCAUGGUCCCGAAUCAAGAACCUCGCCGGAGGGCGGUACCGUUCUCGUUCGUCAACUUGCCUGGGGAAAUGCAAAGCAUGCAUCGGAUAUUCUCCAAGAAGUACAAGACCUUCCGGUUUCGCAAUCCACGACGUUGACUCACGUUGUCUGCAGUGACCUCGUGUACUUCCCUGAACUCUUAGCACCUCUGUUGCGGACACUACUGCAUCUGACGCAAAUUUCGGUCUCGAAGUCGUUCGCAUCCUCAAGUUGGGCCGACGCGACACCUCUUGUGAUCGUUGCGUACAAGGUUCGCAGCCUUGCGAAGGAGAUGCCAUUCUGGCAAGCCUUCGGGCUAUGGUUCCAGUUCUACCCAGUGCUUGUGAGGCAUUCCCGCUCCGCGGACUGGAGUACCUCAUUCACCUCUGCCGAUCAGACGUUCAUUUUCAUCGCGCAUCGACGGCCAGAUAGCCAUAGUUGGUGCAUUCCAUGCCAUGAUGAGGAGCUGCUUAGAGGGUACGGAGCCCGAGGCACUGAUAAUGCGAAGGGCGACGAUACGUUCGAGGGGUUAUUAUUGGCGAAUAUAUGCGCGUAA
Molecule: messenger RNA, 960 nt
Organism: Punctularia strigosozonata HHB-11173 SS5
Lineage: Eukaryota; Fungi; Basidiomycota; Agaricomycetes; Corticiales; Punctulariaceae
Exons: 4
Coding region: 1-960 (319 amino acids)
Biological process (GO): peptidyl-lysine methylation
Cellular component (GO): cytoplasm
Molecular function (GO): protein-lysine N-methyltransferase activity
Source: RefSeq, a predicted model, not a curated record